CCCCAGUGACCUGGGAUACGCCCGGCUUCGAGGAGGGAUUCGCCGUCAGUGGAGGCGCCAGAUCCCCAUCACCUGCGCUCAGCGACCGAGCUUGGCCUCUCCGCCGGCGCGUCUCCUCCGAUCGUCUCAGCGGCCCAUUGACGCCGAUCGGCACGCGAACGAACGAAGCCAGCGGAGGUGUUCGAGCGACCUGCUGCUACCUCGUCCCGUCGGCGUCUGAAAGAAAACGACGCAGACCGGGCGGCCCACGCGCUUCUUCCAAGGCAUCUCCGGUACGCCGGCGACGACGAAGUGAGUCGGCGAUUCCGCGUUGAUCUCGGCCCACAGCUGAGCCCUUCUCGAAGCCAUGGAUCUCGGAGGCCGGCGCACGUUUGAGCUCUUGCUGCACCUCGCACUGGCCGGAUUCGCCUACACCUACUUCAACGGCGCCGACAACUCGCUGUACACGCUGGACGGGCUGGGCCUGCCGCUGGUGCUGCCCGGCAGGUACCCAUCGAGUCGCAGCCACGCCAGAAACGUGGCCAAGUUCUACGGUCACCCCGUUCUGCCGAGGACGUCGUGGAUGACCGAGAGCUCGUACAGGUCAGAGGCCGUCUGCCGUCCGCGGCAGCUGUCGCUGUGCAACGACGUGCUGCCGUACAACUCGACGCUGCUGCCGAACCUGGUGGGCGACCGGGACCGCGUGUCCCUGGACCGGACGCUGCUCUUCUUCGCGCUCAUGCUCAAGACCGAGUGCAACCCGCGGCUCAAGCAGCUGCUCUGCUCUUUGCUCGAGCCGCCCUGCCGCGCUGGGAGGACGCUGCUGCCGUGUCGCAAGUUCUGCAAAGUGGCGACGGAGAACUGCCAGAAGCUGAUCCCAGCGACGCUGGCGCUGUCUCGAGUGUUCGACUGCCGUCGCUACCCGGACUCGGACAGCCCGGGAGUUUGCCUCAACCUGGCCAGAAGCGCCUCGUGCAUGCGCCAGGAGCACCAGUGUCCUGACCUGACGUGCAUCCCGAAGCAGUGGCGGUGCGACGGCGUCCGGGACUGCCCGCUGGCCGCCGACGAGGCAAACUGCACCGGCCGGGGCGCGUCGAAGGUGUGCAGUCACGAGGAGUUCCGCUGCGACUACCGCUGCAUCCCCAACACGUGGCGCUGCGACGGUGAACCGGACUGCCAGGAUGCCGCCGACGAGAGGCACUGCCCACCGAAGCCAGUGUGCGGCACAGGCCGGUUCCAGUGCCGGGACGGGUCCGGAUGCUUCCCGCAGCGCUGGGUGUGCGACGGAAAAGCCGAAUGCCGGGACGGCAGCGACGAGCAGGACUGCGCCAACAGGAAAUGCACGGCCGGCGACUUCCGGUGCGACAACGGCAUCUGCGUGCCCUCGCUGUGGCGCUGCGACGGACACAACGACUGCCGCGACGGGAGCGACGAACGUCACUGCGGCACUUACGUCAAAGUGAACGGCCGACCGAACACCAAACACUGAAGCUGGGCAACCAAAGAACAUCGCGUAUCAAGCAGCGGCCAACAGAAACAAUUCUUGAGCGAGAAGCAAGUGCACCUGCUCGUGGGCCGGACAACAGAGGCCAA
Messenger RNA from Dermacentor albipictus, 1572 nucleotides. RefSeq names its product atrial natriuretic peptide-converting enzyme-like. Gene Ontology annotation, cellular component: plasma membrane. Gene Ontology annotation, molecular function: protein binding. NCBI's taxonomy places the organism in Eukaryota, Metazoa, Arthropoda, Arachnida, Ixodida, Ixodidae. The record is from RefSeq and is a predicted model, not a curated record.